Molecule: messenger RNA, 3785 nt
Organism: Malania oleifera
Lineage: Eukaryota; Viridiplantae; Streptophyta; Magnoliopsida; Santalales; Ximeniaceae
Product: bifunctional fucokinase/fucose pyrophosphorylase
Exons: 7
Coding region: 282-3521 (1079 amino acids)
Biological process (GO): GDP-L-fucose salvage
Molecular function (GO): fucokinase activity; ATP binding
Source: RefSeq, a predicted model, not a curated record
AUGCCAACAGCCAACAGCCAACAGGGGUUGGUGCAAGUUCCGCGAAAAUCAAUUACAUGGAGCGCGGAAAUCCUCGCAAAGUGAAACCGGCGUCGUUUAAAUCCGCCAGGCAAGGCAACGACCUUUGUGAGCCUGGUAAAUCCUCCAGUCAAAUUUAGUCGUCCUCGAUCUUCAUCUUCUUUGCUUCUCUCUCUCUCUCUCUAGCUUACUCGUUGUGUGUGCGCGCGCUCACAGCUGCUCGGAGAAAGCGACUCAGAUAUUAAUUCUCGGCAACUGUAAAAAUGGAGACCAGAAGAGAGAGCAGAUCCGCAAAGCGGAAGACCAAAUACAAUGCCGACAUUUCUGGCGUUCUCCGGAAGUCCUGGUAUCGCCUACGGCUGUCGGUCCGCCACCCCUCUAGGGUUCCGACGUGGGACGCCAUCAUCCUCACGGCGGCGAGUCCCGAGCAGGCCAACCUCUACCACUGGCAACUAGACCGCGCCAAGCGCAUGGGCCGUAUUGCCACUUCCACCGUCACACUCGCCGUGCCCGAUCCUGACGGCCAGAGAAUAGGCUCCGGCGCCGCCACUAUCAGUGCCAUCGCCGCGCUGGCUCGACAUUUUGGGAAGCUUGGCCUCGAUCUCGGUUCUCAGGAUAUUCAUGAUAAUCAAGUGGCAGAUGCGAGGCUCAGCAAUGAAGUUUCUUUGCCACCAAUAGCUGAGUUCAUAGCCAAAAGGCAUAUACUAUUGCUUCAUGCUGGAGGUGACUCUAAAAGGGUACCAUGGGCAAAUCCUAUGGGGAAAAUUUUCUUGCCACUUCCCUAUUUGGCAGCUGAUGAUCCUGAUGGGCCAGUUCCGUUGCUGUUUGACCAUAUACUUGCAAUUUCUUCUUGUGCAAGGCAAGCUUUUAAAAAUGAAGGUGGGUUGUUCAUUAUGACUGGGGAUGUUCUUCCAUGUUUUGAUGCUUCCACUAUGGUUCUUCCUGAGGAUACAGCCUGCAUCAUCACUGUUCCUAUCACCCUUGACAUUGCUUCUAACCAUGGUGUUAUUGUAGCAUCCAAAACUGGGACCCUAGAUAAAACUUGUUCUGUCAGCUUAGUUGAGAAUCUUCUACAGAAACCUAGUGUAGAGGAGCUUGUUAACAACAAGGCAAUUCUAGACAAUGGUCGAACAUUGCUUGAUACAGGAAUUAUAGCAGUUAGAGGUCAAGCAUGGUUAGAGCUUGUUGAGCUGUCAUGUUCCAGCCAACCAAUGAUUGUAGAGCUUUUGAGGAGCAAAAAAGAGAUAAGUUUAUAUGAAGAUCUGAUAUCGGCUUGGGUACCUACAAAACAUGAGUGGUUGCGAGGACGCCCUUGGGGUGGAGAACUAAUCAAAAGAUUGGGAAAGCAAAAGAUGUUCAGCUAUUGUGCUUAUGAUUUGUUAUUCUUGCAUUUUGGAACCUCUAGUGAAGUUUUAGAUCACCUAAGUGGGACCUUCUCAGGACUUGUAGGUCGGAGGCACUUGUGUUCCAUUCCAGCGACCACAGCAUCAGAUGUUGCAUCAUCUGCCAUCGUUCUUUCAAGCAAAAUUGCACCUGGUGUAUCAAUUGGGGAAGAUUCUAUUGUAUAUGAUUCAACAGUUUCAGGUGGCGUGCAGAUUGGCUCUCAAUCUAUAGUGGUUGGCGUUAAUGUCCCAGGGGACUAUGCUGGGAGAGUCGGGGACCCAUUUAGGUUCAUACUUCCAGAUCGUCAUUGUCUUUGGGAGGUACCUUUAGUUGGGUGUACGGAACGAGUUAUUGUGUACUGUGGCCUCCAUGAUAACCCAAAAAGUUCACUUUCCAGGGGAGGGACUUUUUGUGGGAAGCCAUGGAAGAAGAUUCUUGAUGAUUUGGACAUUCAGGAAAAUGACUUGUGGAACACAGCUGGUAUCCUGGAAAAGUGCUUGUGGAAUGCAAAACUAUUCCCCAUUCUUUCUUAUUUCGAUAUGCUUAGUUUGGCAACGUGGCUAAUGGGCUUGAGUAAACAAAAAGAAGAAUCGGUGCUUUGUUCAUGGAGAAGUUCACGCCGUGUCAGUUUGGAGGAAUUGCAUAGAUCAAUUGACUUUCCAAAGAUGUGCAUAGCUUCGAGUAAUCAUCAAGCUGAUCUUGCAGCUGGAAUUGCUAAAGCUUGCAUUAAUUAUGGAUUGCUUGGCCAUAACUUGUCUCAAUUGUGUGAAGAAAUUCUACAGAAAGAAGAGUCUGGCUUUGAGAUAUGCAAGGACUUUCUAGACAUGUGUCCGUACCUUCAAGCUCAGAACUCUAUGAUUCUUCCCAAAAGCAGGGCAUACCAGGUGCAAGUUGAUCUCCUUCGAGCAUGCAGAGAUGAAAAAGCAGCAUAUGAGUUGGAGCAUGAAGUUUGGGCUUCAGUUGCUGAUGAAACUGCGUCCGCAGUGAGAUACGGAUUUAAAGAUGUCUUGGAGCCUUCUACUAGAACACCUUCAGCACAUCAUGGAAAUAAUGUUGAUGGCUUUGUUAACCAAACCUUCUGCCAUAAAAGUGUAAAAGUUGAGUUACCAGUUCGUGUAGAUUUUGUUGGGGGUUGGAGUGAUACUCCUCCAUGGAGCUUGGAGCGAGCUGGUUGUGUUCUGAAUAUGGCAAUAAGUUUGGAAGGUUCUCUUCCAAUUGGUACUAGCAUAGAGACUACAAUGGCAACUGGAGCAUUGAUUUGUGAUGAUGCUGGAAACCAGUUACACAUUGAAGAUCUUACCUCUAUUAAGAUUCCAUUUGACCGUGAUGAUCCAUUUCGGCUUGUGAAAUCUGCUUUGCUUGUGACUGGUAUCUCUCAUGACAAUAUCCUUCAAUCCCUAGGCUUGCGAAUCAAGACAUGGGCCAAUGUCCCCCGUGGCAGUGGCUUGGGGACUUCUAGCAUUUUAGCAGCAGCAGUUGUGAAGGGACUUCUUCAAAUAACUGAUGGAGAUGAAAGUAAUGAAAAUGUUGCCAGACUUGUUUUGGUAUUAGAGCAGCUGAUGGGCACAGGAGGAGGCUGGCAGGAUCAAAUUGGAGGUUUAUAUCCAGGGAUUAAAUUUACUGCUAGUUUUCCUGGAAUACCAUUGCGACUUCAAGUCAUUCCCUUGUUGGCAUCUCCGCAGUUGUUUGUGGAGUUGCAGGACCGGUUGCUUGUGGUAUUUACUGGUCAAGUUCGGCUUGCACAUCAAGUCCUACAAAAGGUGGUAAUUCGAUACCUACAACGUGAUAACCUACUUGUCUCCAGCAUCAAACGGCUUUCUGAACUGGCAAAGAUUGGGAGGGAAGCUUUGAUGAAUUGUGACAUAGAUGAGCUUGGGGAGAUAAUGUUGGAGGCUUGGCAAUUGCAUCAGGAACUGGAUCCCUACUGCAGCAACGAAUUUGUUGAUAGGCUUUUUGCAUUUGCUGAUCCCUUCUGCUGUGGCUACAAGCUUGUAGGUGCUGGUGGAGGGGGCUUUGCUUUGUUACUGGCCAAGGAUGCCCAGCGUGCGAAGGAACUGAGACAUAUGCUGGAAGGAAAUUCAGAUUUUGAUGCCAAUGUCUACAAAUGGAACAUUGUCUGAGAAUGUUAAAGAAGAUGUUAUGAGAAGUUAAAUUAGUUAUUUGUUUAUUUAUUUAUUCUUAUAUAUGUCAUUUAUAGAUUAUGCUGAAUUGUUGAUAACAUUUAAGUUCUUGUGGUGUCCAAGGGGUGAAGUUCUCGAAACAUGUAGCCGGGAGGAGUGGAUGGUGAUUAUUGUAUUCUAAGUUUUGAGGUUAUGACACUAGCCCAAUAACGAUCAGCGCUCUGCAGCCGCUGUUUUAUUACUAACGUGAUUGUUCUCAGGAAA